AUGGAUAUAAACUUGGCUGACUCUAUGACCUCUAUUCUACCUCCUAAUUGGGAAGAAAUUGCUAAUAUGAGAUUAUAAAUGCUUGAAUUGGAGUACCAAGAAUGCCAGAAUGCCCAAAUUAAAGGAGAUCCUAAUGACUUCAAGGGACUGCAGUAUGUCCUAGAUUAAACUGAUGAAUAAUUCCCACAAGAAUAGGAGAAUAGUCAAGAGAGCAGAGUAAAAGACACUGAUCAUUAUCUUUAAAAAGCUAAUAACGACAGUGAUGUGGAGUCUGAGCCAAAUUAAUCUUCCUCUGAUGAAGAUGAGGGAAAUAAUUAAGAUGGCUUUGAAGAUUUCCAAGAUGGUGGCUACCAUGCUUUAGAAUCAGAUCAUGACUCAGCAGAUAAUGAGCUGCCUGCAAUUGAGGGAUAGCAGGAAAAUGAGAAUUAGAGCAAGAACUAAGAUAUUCCUGACAUCAAAGACGAUGAAGAGCCUAAGGAAUACAAAGAGAGCUAAGAUAUCUUUCACCAAAGCUUUUAGAAUGUCCAGACUAAUCACACAGUCUCUUGGAAUUAAAAAGACUGGGAUGAGAUUGACGAAGAUAAGCUGCAAAUUGCUAAGGCUCAGGAGAAAAAGAGAGCUGAGGACAGUUAGCCAAUGACAGAGGAUAAACAAAAUCAAGAACACGAUGUCAAAAUUGAAUCUUCCAGCUCCGGAAUGGGCCAAGAGGUAUUUAAGUUUAUGUAUUAAUGA
Molecule: messenger RNA, 732 nt
Organism: Stylonychia lemnae
Lineage: Eukaryota; Ciliophora; Spirotrichea; Sporadotrichida; Oxytrichidae
Source: the annotation of a GenBank genome assembly